Puccinia graminis f. sp. tritici CRL 75-36-700-3 is the source of this 3510-nucleotide messenger RNA. RefSeq lists its product as uncharacterized. The record is from RefSeq and is a predicted model, not a curated record. Lineage: Eukaryota; Fungi; Basidiomycota; Pucciniomycetes; Pucciniales; Pucciniaceae. Gene Ontology annotation, biological process: glucan catabolic process. Gene Ontology annotation, cellular component: extracellular region; cell surface. The coding region runs from base 311 to 2827 and encodes 838 amino acids. Gene Ontology annotation, molecular function: beta-glucosidase activity. The transcript has 4 exons.
CAAUCACUGGCACACCUCUGAACUUCUUCUUUUUUUUUUUUUCUUCUUCUCACAAGCCAACCAACACAACCUCAUGUUCUCCCACUCGAUCUUGCUUUCUUGCUCUGAACACUGAUCUCAGUCCCAUCACACUCCCUUGUAUAAAAAAAACACACCAAUAAUUCAAUUUUAUCUAGAUCGACCCCCCCCUUUUCGAAUCUGUGCCCUUUCAUUCCCUGGACAGCAUACUCGUGAUAUUGGGGAUUGGUUUUUCCUCGGUUUGCUUGUUACUUGAAAACUUUCUUGAAAUUCUCUCGCCCGGAAGAUCAUCAUGGGCCCCUCAUCACCCCCACCCAUCGGAUCCUUACCAGCACCACCACGCCUCAUGACCGCCCCAACCCCAGUCGACCAACACCUCCACGACUCCUAUCCACCCCGACGAAGCUCUGUCUCUCCCUCGCCCGAGCCUGAAGAACUCACACACCAACUCCCUCCCGACUCUCGCCCGCAUUCUCCCUACCUUCCGCCCCUCCCACACAACCCUUUCGCCUACGACCCUCCCCCUCUCAAGGACUUCCCCCGUCGUCCCUCAUACCAGCGUAACAGUAGUGCAACAUGGAAUACCACUAGCGACAGUGACUUUACGAGGAUCGGCUACGACUCUUGGAUUCACACAUCCGGUAGCAUGGUCGCACUCGACAAACUAGACGAAACCGAAAUCGAAGGGAUCGGGCUCGUUCAUCCAUCGAACACCAAGCGAGUUGAGACCGAAAACGAUUCGUUCUAUGUCAGCUCUGCUCCUCCUGCUAACAAGCCAAGCAAACGACGUAACCUGCUCAUCAGCUUAGCCGGGCUGGCAUUACUCGUCUUGGCGAUCAUCAUCGGAACGGUGGUUAGCAUGCGCAAAUCUCGACUGGCUGACCUCGGAAAAGUUAACCCUGGCGAUGGUACACUCGUCACUGCAUCCGGUAAUGUGAUCAAAUUGUGGGGCAAAGACGGCGAUAAGAUUACAACCGACAACGGGACGACUUUUGAAUACAAAAAUCCUCUAGGCGGAACAUGGGUGGCCAUUCCUUUCAAUGAUACCGCUAAACCUCAAGCCGAUUCACCAGCGUUGAACCAACCAUGGGAUUAUUCGAAUCGACGUAUCCUUGGUGUCAAUCUAGGCGGCUGGCUUGUUCUCGAACCAUUUAUAACUCCAUACAUGUUUGAACCGUUCAGUAGUCAUGAUGCGAACGGACAGGCGCCUACGGUGGUCGACGAAUGGACACUCUCAGUCGCACUGGGCGACAAGCUGGCAUCCACAUUAGAGGAACAUUAUCGGACAUUUAUCACCGAAGAGGACUUUAUGCAGAUCGCUGCCGCCGGACUCAACUGGAUCCGGCUUCCCGUAGGCUGGUGGAUGAUCGAAACUUGGGAUGGGGAACCAUUCCUGGAAGGCGUCUCGUUCAAAUACUUCCUCAAGGCACUCCAAUGGGCACGCAAGUACGGCCUCAGAGUCAACCUCGAUCUACAUGCAGUACCUGGCAGUCAGAACGGCUUCAAUCAUUCCGGAAAAUUAGGCUCCAUCAAUUUCCUCGUCGGCUUGAUGGGCGUCGCUAAUGCUCAAAGAACUCUAAAUUACAUUCGCACCCUCACUCAGUUUAUCUCUCAGCCUCAGUACGUCAACGUCGUCCCGAUGUUCUCCGUCCUGAAUGAAGCACUCGUCCAGAAGAUCGGUGUGCCACAGAUGAGGUCCUUUUAUCUUCAAGCAUACCAAAUGAUCCGUGGGAUCACAGGUUACGGAGCGGGUAAAGGGCCGAUGAUGAUCAUUCACGACGGAUUUCAGGGGACUGGGGCUGGCCAUACUGGAUGGGCUGGCUUCUUGAGCGGUGCCGAUCGAAUCGGCCUUGACACUCAUACCUAUUUCGCUUUCGAUAAGCAGAGCAACGAUUCACUGGGUUACAACUCUUACAAGCCUUGCACAUACUGGGCCAAAGGAUUCAACCAAACCAAUACGAAUUUCGGAUUCAAUUUCGCCGGUGAAUAUUCCCUUGCGGUCAAUGAUUGUGGGCUCUGGCUCAACAAUAUCGGAGUGGGUAGCCGGUACGAUGGGACCUAUCCUACUGCCAAUGCGCCCGAUACGACGAACUUUCCGAUGGUUGGGUCGUGUGAUCCAUGGAAGGACUAUCGGACUUGGACCCCAGAUAUGAAGAAAAGCAUUGCCGAUCUAGCAGCGACCUCCCAGGAUGCGAUGCAAAACUCAUUCUUUUGGACCUGGAAGAUCUCUCGCUCGAUCCGGACCCCCGAUCUGAAACCGAACCCGAUGUGGGACUAUCAAUUGGGUCUCCAGGAAGGCUGGAUCCGACCGGAUGCCAGAGGGAGCAUUGGGGCCUGUGGGGCCGUUGCGGCUCAGCAGGGAGCCACGAUCCCAGCCCAGCCAUGGGCGGGUAAAUUUGCGGAUUGGCAGGUCGGUGCAGGCGGCUCAGAUCCACGGACGAUCGAUCCGGCGCAACUGCAACAAUACGGCCAAUGGCCACCGAGCCAGAUCUUUGUCCAACAGGGCCAAAAUGCGGUCUAUCCGGACACCAGCAAUCUGCCCCAGUAUGUGCCCACUGGAUCGCCGGUGGUCCUAAAGCCAGACGCGCCCAAUCCUCACGACUCGCCCGCCAGCACUUCCGUCGACCCGGGCUCCGGUUGGGCUAAUAAUGCCGACAAGGCCGGCUGGUACGUCCCCGUCAAGGACUGCCCCUAUCCUAACCCGUGGGCCGGCGGCGGUCUGCCCGUCCCCAGCUCCCCCUUCUGUGGCGGUACUCCCACCCCUCAACUAGUCUCAAAAACUUCUUCCCCUAGCUUGCGUAGACGAUGAAAUCGCUCAAUCUUCUUUCUUUCUUGAAUAUGAAUCAAUAAAACAAAGAAGGACAACUCCUCUUGCUCUGGUUAUUAUCCACUUCAACCCUCCUCCUUCUCACUAGUUUUUUUUCUUUUUCGCCUUUUUCAUUUCUUUUUGUUGGAAGGAACUACUCAGUCAAUGCCAUUCUUGCUCAAUGGACUCUGUUACACAUUUACAUACUCAUCACUUAUCUCACUCUCUCUCACUCUAGAUAUAUAACUAUGAUAUACUACUUGUCUUUCUCUUUCUUUUUCUUUUUCUUUUUUUUUUGGAAAAUGUGCAAUAAAAAGCUCCUUUAUAUCAAUCAAUCAUUCUUCAUUCAUUCAUUCUUACUUACUUACUUGGUUUCCUAACUAUUGAUCAAAAUCUUCAAAAGCAUCUUGAACAAUCUUAUCAAAACAUAAAUAAAAAAAUAAAAAAAUAAAAAUAAAAAUAAAGUAUGUUAUGUGUGUGUUUUUUUUUGCUUAGUUUACUCUCUCUUUCUCCCUCUCUCUUAUCAAUCUUGGUUUUUUUUUUUUGGAUGUGUUUUGUGCUUGAUUCUCUCAUUUUCAAUUCAUUCCACACCAUGUAAACCAUAUCUCUCAAACCACAAACUACACACCCAAUCCACCAUUCCCUAUUGACCAACCAUUCCUUCUUCUUCUUCUUCUUCUUCUUCU